AUUGUCAACCAAUUUACCGACCUACUCAAAAUAAUAAACAAAUGUUACUCAAGAACAAUUAAUUCAACAAAAUUCAAAUUAUGGCCCAGAAUGGAAGAAAUUUGCCCGAAAGUACCCAAAAUACCGAUAAUAAGGUCAAUUACUCUAAAGUCAUAAUCAUAGGGGGUGGAAUGGCCGGACUAAGUGCCGCCUAUCAUUUCACCAAGAAUAAUUUUACAGAUUUUAAAGUUCUUGAGGCAAGGGGCAGAUUGGGGGGUCGAAUUGUUCAAAUCCCCAUUGGCAACGAAAGAGUAGAAUUGGGAGCGAACUGGAUACACGGUGUACUAGGAAAUCCGGUCUAUGAAUUGGCUAUGCAACAUGGAUUAGUUGACAUUAUGGCUGUACCAAAACCACACAAGGUUGUGGCUGCCACAGAACAAGGAAAGCAAGUUUCAUUUGCCAUGUUACAAGAAAUAUAUGAAGCUUACCUCUGCUUCUUAAAAAGAUGUGAGGAAUAUUUUAUAUCUCAGUAUGAACCCCCUGAUGGAAUAGACAGUGUAGGGGAUCAUAUUAAACUUGAAAUUAGUUUGUACUUAGAUAAGGUGCAGGACCCUGUUGAGAGACAUUUAAAAGAACUUCUAUUUGACUGCCUUCUGAAGAGGGAAACCUGCAUCUCUGGCUGUGACAAUAUGAAUGAAAUUGACCUUUUAGAAAUCGGUAGUUAUACUGAACUGCAAGGUGGCAAUAUCACCUUACCCAGAGGAUACAGUUCCAUUUUAGAACCGUUAGAAAAAGCUAUACCAAAGAAUAAUAUCGUUAGGCGACACCCUGUUAAACUUAUCAAGUGGAAUUGUAAAAAAAAGGGACACAGAACGCAAAAAGGGGAAAAUGAUUCAGGCUCAGAUUCGGAUGACUCAGAUCGAACAGUUAUAGAGGAUCCCGGGAGUGACCGUGAUAGCAGAGAAACCUCUGAAGAAAGAAUGUUACCACUGCCACAUAGUGUGGAAGUAAUUUGUGAAAAUAACAAAAGAUAUUACGGAGAGCAUGUGAUAUGUACAGUACCUUUAGGUGUAUUAAAACAUAAAGCAAAUACAUUAUUCAAACCACCUUUACCUGAUUAUAAGUUGGAAGCCAUUGACAGGUUGCUCUUUGGAACUGUUGACAAGAUUCUGCUGGAAUAUGAAAGACCAUUUUUAAAUCCGAGCAUCACAGAAGUUUUACUACUUUGGGAAGACGACGGUGGCAGCGAAAUAAGCAAAAACUGGUUCCGGAAAAUAUACUCGUUCAGUAAAAUAACCGAUACGUUAAUCUUGGGAUGGAUAUCUGGCAAAGAAGCGGAGUAUAUGGAAACCUUGGAUAACGAGACUGUGAUAGAAACUUGUACUUUUGUCCUAAGAAAGUUUUUAAAUGACCCAUUUAUUCCUAAACCUAAGAGCUGUGUGUGUACCAGUUGGCACAGGCAAGAGUAUACUAGGGGCUCCUAUACUGCUAUAGCAGUAGGGGCCUCACAGAUAGACAUAGAAUGUCUAGCGCAGCCUUUGUACCUUGAUGAAAGUGAAUCCAAACCUGUUGUACUAUUUGCUGGCGAACACACGCACAGUAAUUUCUAUUCAACAGUUCACGGAGCCUAUUUGACUGGUCGGACGGUAGCACAACUUAUUUUAAAUAGUGAUACACCUCAAGAAAUAGUGGUAAAUUGUGAGAACGAAACCGAUUUGAGCUCUUGGAUACAAGGUAUCAACUUAGGAUAGGUUUUAAUUUAAAAAUGAGGCUUUUUAUGAAACCAUAAACGAUCAGCAGUAUUUUUUAUCCGGAGUAGAACGUAGCCAAUGAUCAAAUACUGAGUCAUUUAUUUGAUCCCUUUCGGUCUUAAACAAAUAGAUUUUUUAUCAUCUCCUCAAUGGUGAGUUUUAAACGUAGCCAUUAGUCCACGAAAUGGCGAGUAUUUCGUGAUGAUAUUGUGAUUUUUAAAUAUUGUUAUGUAUUUUAAACGUUAUAUUAUUUUAAUUAUUUAUAAUAA
Anthonomus grandis grandis is the source of this 1999-nucleotide messenger RNA. Its product is annotated as peroxisomal N(1)-acetyl-spermine/spermidine oxidase. The coding region runs from base 81 to 1730 and encodes 549 amino acids. The transcript is spliced from 6 exons. Gene Ontology annotation, molecular function: polyamine oxidase activity. The record is from RefSeq and is a predicted model, not a curated record. NCBI's taxonomy places the organism in Eukaryota, Metazoa, Arthropoda, Insecta, Coleoptera, Curculionidae.